Molecule: messenger RNA, 1137 nt
Organism: Torulaspora delbrueckii
Lineage: Eukaryota; Fungi; Ascomycota; Saccharomycetes; Saccharomycetales; Saccharomycetaceae
Exons: 1
Coding region: 1-1137 (378 amino acids)
Source: RefSeq, a predicted model, not a curated record
AUGCCGGGCAAGAUCGAAAGUGUUCCCUUUCUUUCUCAACUUGAAGAUGUUGAUAAAUACCUUUUGGAGUAUAGAAGCCUAAAAUUGACUUCUCCUAACCCAAGCAGUUUUAACCAGCACCAUCAGAUCCAUGGGCAGAUGAGGUACAGUCACAGUAAUGGUAGUGGAACUUUUGAUAAUGACGGCGGCGAUAAGUCGGGAAUCAAUGGUAAGCAGUUGCCUAUGGGUAACGUUAUGUUUAAUGGUAAAAGUUCUAAUUCAAUGAGUGUUCCAAUCAAUGGGGCCAUGGGCAUGAAUAGAAAAAAGGCGAUGAAUACGAGCAAUCAGAGCUACAGGUAUAACAAUAACGCUGCUAUGAAAUAUGGCGCUCAAUACCAACUAAAGCAGCACCAGCAACCAGCCUUUGCGGCUAAUUCCAUGAUAACAAAUCAUCUGAAACAGGUUUAUCCACAAAUGAGUUACAAUACCAAUGGAAGUGGCAGCAACCUCGCUCUGGACCAAUUGAGUUCUUCUUUCAUGGUACCAAAUCAAAACAAAUCCUCACAACAGCAGCAGCAGCAGCAGCAAGGUUAUCCUUCUAGUAAUUCUUCGCCAUCGCCAGCUCCUCCACUAGCCGAUGCGGCUCUAAGUGGGAACUCAUCAAUCUCAUCCUUUAGCAGUAACAUCGGUUAUGUUUUGCCUACGGCUUCCGGAAGUUCCAACUCUCAGUUCGCUGCACAAGCUCCAUUCUCAAACUACUUGGAUGCCAGUUUGAUCUCUUCAGCAUCGAUAGCACCUGGUAUCUCUCCCACUACCAAUAUAUCUGCCCCAACUGGCACAGAUAUGGUGGGUGGAUACCCUUCGAACCCUUUGGCUAACGAGGCUGCUAAUACUGGUGCCCCUGCUUUCAAUUUUGAGCAAGGUAUAUCAACGCCAGCUCUCAUGUCGGAAGCAAUUUCAGUUGAUCAAGCAACGCCUUUGACGAGAGAGAAUACUUUGGCUAGUUUUGAUGGUUCUAGUGGAAGCAUGAAUAAUUCUGGAAGUAAUUUGCUCAUGAACGAUUAUUCAGUGGGUUGGGGUUCCAAUCAUGCAAAUUCAUCAUCCAGUGCUGGUGGAUCAUUUGGUAUCUGGAAUAAUGACAUGAGCGUUUGGAGUUAA